Molecule: messenger RNA, 1190 nt
Organism: Lycium barbarum (goji berry)
Lineage: Eukaryota; Viridiplantae; Streptophyta; Magnoliopsida; Solanales; Solanaceae
Product: transcription factor MYB53-like
Exons: 2
Coding region: 123-1001 (292 amino acids)
Source: RefSeq, a predicted model, not a curated record
AUUAUAUAAACCGUCACAAUUCUCUCCAUUUUUUCCCAAAAUUGUACCUUUUCCGAUCUUCUCAUCAGUCCUUCAGAAAAAUCUUUAACUUUGUAAGUACUUUUUCAUUCUUUCAUUUGAAAAUGGGGAGAUAUCCGCCGUCUGGCAAAUUAGACAAUGAUUUGAAGAAAGGCCCAUGGACAACUGAAGAAGAUGAAAAGCUAAUGGAAUAUAUUCAAGAACAUGGCCAUGGAAAUUGGCAAUUAGUCCCCAAGAGAGCAGGCUUAAACAGAUGUGGCAAAAGUUGUAGAUUAAGGUGGACAAAUUAUCUAAGGCCUGAUAUUAAAAGAGGGGGUUUUUCAGAAGAAGAAGAGGAAAUGAUCAUCAACCUUCAUUCUGUUCUUGGAAACAAAUGGUCAAGAAUUGCAGCUCAUCUUCCAGGAAGGACUGAUAAUGAAAUCAAGAAUUUGUGGAACACCCAUAUCAAGAAAAAGCUUCUUAAGUCUGGGAUUGAUCCAGUAACACAUCAACCAAUAACUGAUCCAAAUUUGCUUCUUAGCCUUUCUAAUUUGAUGAAUCCUUUUGAAUCUGCUCUUAUGUUACAAGCGGAAUUGACUGAAAUGGCCAAAAUCCAUCUUAUUCAAAACAUAAUUCAAGUCCUAAAUUCUCCUCCAUUAAUUCCAUCUUUAGUACAAGAAAAUUUUCCCAUGCAACAAUUGUACAAUAAUUCUGCCCCAUAUGAUCAAAUCCUUACUAACGUGACAAAUACAAAUGAACCCUCUCCAAUUUCGAAUAAUUCAUCGGACAGUAUGGUCCUAAAUCGGAAUAUUUUGGAGAAUAACAUGAUUAUUAAUGGAUUUACUAAAGUGUCUAAUGUUGAUAAUUCAGAAUAUUCACUUCCAGCACUAGUUGAGCAGAUUGAAAUUCCAAGUUAUGAUAUCUCAGAAUGCAAGGGAUUUGAUGCAUGGGAAAAAAGUCUGGAUGAUGAAGCAAAUAACUCCUUCUGGCAAGAUAUUAUUUAAUUUGUGUAGGUAUAGACACAUCAUGAUUGAGCUUCUAUGUUAAUUUGUGUAGCUUCCUAAUUUUCUCAACACUCUUAUCUUGUAUACGUUUUAAUCGACAUUUUAAUUUUUCUUAAUUGUUGAGGAUUUUACUUUUUUGUUCCCCUUAUUAAUUUGGUAGGGAGCGUAUAAUAAGGGACAAAAAGGGAC